AUGGAGAAUUCUACCGCUUAUGAACCUCUUAUAUCAAACAGAGAUGAAGUUGCAGAACCAGGAGAAGUAAUAGUACUAUUGAAUAGCAAUCUAGGAAGUUCAUCAUUUGUACAAGAAGGAGAUAUUCUGCCCAUACAAAGAGUAGGAGAUUUCUUUAGAGAAUUCUCUGUUGAAUCUAAGAAACUAUGGCUUUUAGCUGGUCCUGCUGUAUUCACAUCAAUAUGUCAGUACUCACUUGCAGCUAUAACCCAAGUUUUUGCUGGUCAAGUCGGAACACUAGAACUCGCUGCUUUCUCUGUACAAAACAAUGUCAUCGAUGGAUUCUCCUUCGGCAUCAUGAUGGGAAUGGGAAGUGCCUUAGAAACCCUGUGCGGUCAGGCAUACGGUGCUGGUCAACAGGACAUGUUGGGGAUCUACAUGCAAAGAUCAUGGGUCAUACUUAGCGCAACGUCAAUUAUCUUGAUGUUGUUUUACGUGUUUGCGGGACCAAUUUUAAAAUUGAUCGGACAAGAUACGAAAAUAGCGGAAGCAUCCGGAGUUUUUGCAAUAUAUAUGUUACCGCAGUUAUUUGCAUAUGCGAUGAAUUUUCCGAUAGCGAAGUUCUUGCAAGCACAGAGCAAGAUCAUGGUAAUGGCUAUGAUAUCAUUUGUGGUUCUAAUUCUUCACACCAUAUUAAGUUGGGUCGUGAUGUUGAAACUUGGAUGGGGACUUGUUGGGGCAGCUGUGGUUUUGAAUGCUUCUUGGUGGCUGAUUGUUGUGGGCCAAUUACUAUACAUUUUUAGUGGAACUUGUGGUAGAUCUUGGUCAGGAUUUUCAUGGAAGGCUUUUCAGAAUUUAUGGGGAUUUGUUAAGUUAUCCCUUGCAUCCGCCGUGAUGCUCUGUUUGGAGGUCUGGUACUAUAUGGUUUUGGUACUAUUUGCUGGAUAUCUGAAGAAUCCUGAAGUUGCAGUUGAUGCCCUCUCCACUUGUAUGAAUAUAUUGGGUUGGGCAGUAAUGAUGGCUUUCGGGUUCAAUGCAGCUACCAGUGUGAGGGUGUCUAAUGAACUUGGGGCAGGUCAUCCAAGAACUGCGAAAUUUUCAGUAGUAGUCGUUGUACUAAGUUCGUUCGUUUUGGGAUUGAUCAUGGCCUUGGUUCUUAUCGCUACUCGGGAAAUUUACCCGUCGGCAUUUACAAACAGUAUUGAGGUACAGGAACUCAUUUACAUACUCACCCCAUUGCUAGCUUUCUCCAUCAUCAUCAACAACGUGCAGCCGGUCCUUUCAGGCGUGGCUAUAGGAGCAGGAUGGCAAGCGCUAGUUGCUUAUGUAAACAUUGGGUGUUAUUAUCUUUUUGGAAUUCCUUUAGGUCUCAUUGUCGGUUACAAGCUAAAUUUCGGUGUCCAGGGCAUUUGGUGUGGAAUGGUCCUAGGGACUAUACUGCAAACUGGUAUCCUCUUUGCAAUGACUUACAAGACAAACUGGAACAAAGAGGCUUCUAUUGCAGGCGAUAGGAUAAGACAAUGGGGUGGAGAGCCCGAUGCAGAAGGGAAAGAAAAAAACAGCAAAGUAGCAGAGACAAAAGUCUAAGACUGCAUUAGAGGAUUUAAUAAAAUUUGAUUUGUUUUAACAAGUUUUAACCAAUGUAAUCUGCGAACUCUAUGCGCGAGUUGCAAGGAAAGUUCCUGUCGCAGUGAUCAAUUACUUCUUUUUGUUGAGCCAGAACAAACAGUGUUUUCCACUAUGGU
Messenger RNA from Papaver somniferum (opium poppy), 1724 nucleotides. RefSeq names its product protein DETOXIFICATION 29-like. The record is from RefSeq and is a predicted model, not a curated record. Lineage: Eukaryota; Viridiplantae; Streptophyta; Magnoliopsida; Ranunculales; Papaveraceae. Gene Ontology annotation, molecular function: xenobiotic transmembrane transporter activity; antiporter activity. Gene Ontology annotation, biological process: xenobiotic detoxification by transmembrane export across the plasma membrane. Bases 1 to 1566 code for a protein of 521 amino acids. Gene Ontology annotation, cellular component: vacuolar membrane. The transcript is spliced from 8 exons.